CCGAGCGCUCCGAGGGGAACACUGACAUGUUGCAACGGGGAGAAGAUUCCCGUGAGCACAAGGGCAAAGGGUGUCCGGUUGCAAGCGCUGGGGCACCACCAUGGAGUACAUCAGCACACGGGGAGGCGCAGGGACCGUCGGCUUCGAGAGGACCCUCUUCUCCGGCUUCGCAUCCGAUGGGGGCCUCUUCAUGCCCAAGCACAUCCCCUCGCUGGAUCGGGACACCCUGCGGAGGUGGAGCAGCCUCUCCUACCCGGAGCUGGUGAAGGAGCUGUGCUCCCUCUUCAUCCCUGCCGACCUGGUCCCACGGAGCACGCUCAGUGAGCUGGUCGACAGGGCCUUCAGCAGGUUCAGACACAAGGAUGUCGUCCAUCUGUCCAGGCUGAAAGAAGGGCUGAACGUUUUGGAGCUCUGGCAUGGGGUUACUUAUGCAUUUAAGGACCUGUCCUUGUCCUGUACAGGGCAGCUUUUACAGUACUUCCUGGAGAAAAGGCAGAAGCACGUCACCAUUGUGGUGGGGACUUCAGGGGACACGGGUAGCUCAGCUAUUGAGAGUGUGAGAGGGCAGAAGAACAUGGACGUCUUUGUUCUGCUGCCCAAGGGGUUGUGCACCCAGAUACAAGAGCUCCAGAUGACCACCGUCAUUGAAGACAACAUCCACAUCUUUGCUGCUCAUGGGAACAGCGAUGAGAUUGAUGUGCCCAUCAAGGAACUGUUUGCUGAUGUUGAUUUUGCCCAAAAAUACAAUCUGAUGAGCUUGAAUUCAGUCAAUUGGUCCAGGAUCAUGGUGCAGAUCGCUCACCACUUCUAUGCUUACUUCCAAUGCGCCCCAUCCCUGGAUACCACCCCGCUACCAGUGGUGGAAAUUGUUGUGCCAACAGGAGGAGGAGGAAAUAUCACAGCUGGAUGUAUUGCCCAGAAAAUGGGUCUCCCAAUUCGCCUUGUUGCUGUGGUGAACACCAAUGACAUCUUUCACAGGACUGUCCAACAUGGAGAUUUCUCAGUGUCAGAGAGCGUGAAGCCUACCUUAGCAUCAGCCAUGGAUAUUCAGGAGCCUUACAACAUGGAAAGGGUCCUCUGGCUGCUCUCAGGCUCCAACAGCCACCUGAUAAAAACACUGAUGGAGCAAUUCAGCGCAUCGAAAAGCCUGAAGCUGCCGGAGGAUUUGCACAGGAAGCUCUCUGAGACCUUGCGCUCAUGCUCAGCCUCAGAUGAGGACAUCACACGAGCCAUGAAGCGCUGCUGGGAGGAGAAUCACUAUCAGCUGUGUCCUCACUCUGCUGUGGCUGCUCACUAUCACUACUCACAUCCAGACAGCACUCCCCGGUGUUGCUUAGCUCCAGCCUCCGCAGCCAAAUUCCAGGAUGCCCUGCUCCUAGCCGGCCUGGUUCCCCAGAUCCCCCCUGAAAUCACUGCCUUAACAGCGAUGGAGACCAGGUCUACCCCACUGCAGCGGGGACAGGACUGGGCACAGGCGCUCAGGGAGCGGAUUGAAGCUGCAGCAAAGCGGUGGGAUGCAGAGUGAUCAGUUGGGAUACCCAGGACAGCCGGAGAUCAUCAGGCGGGGGUCACACAGGCCUGAGAUACCAGGGCAUGGCCAAUGCCUCACAGGGCUCAUUUUCCAUUCCCAGGAGAGCCAUGCUUUAUGCUGAGCAGAGCCCACUCUCUAUGCAAUGAAUUAUUAGCAAGGACACACUUAAUUAUUGACUUAUAUAGACCAUUUCAUAACAUUUUCAGUAGAGUUCUGCAAUUGUAUCCACAUUUUCCUAGUAAUUCAUAAAAACUGAUAGAAACUGAAUAAACUCAGUUAUUCCAUCAUUACUGGCUACUACAGAAAGCUUCUUCAGUGCUACCCACAGUUGGCAGCUUCUUGAGUGUUAUCCAUGACCCCAUCCAUGCUGGGAUGUUCAAGGCCAGCAAUCCUAGCAGCACCAGGGAGUCUCAAUGGGAAAUGCAUGCAGACUUGGAGUGGAUCUGUUUUAUCCAUCCCUGUAAUUUAAGUAGUGGCAGAAGUCAUUCCCAGGCAUCAAUACUUGCUCAGUCUUAAAUACAAGAUGU
Melopsittacus undulatus (budgerigar) is the source of this 2058-nucleotide messenger RNA. RefSeq names its product threonine synthase like 2 (gene THNSL2). NCBI's taxonomy places the organism in Eukaryota, Metazoa, Chordata, Aves, Psittaciformes, Psittaculidae. Gene Ontology annotation, biological process: dephosphorylation; 2-oxobutyrate biosynthetic process. The coding region runs from base 101 to 1525 and encodes 474 amino acids. The transcript has 9 exons. The record is from RefSeq and is a predicted model, not a curated record. Gene Ontology annotation, molecular function: pyridoxal phosphate binding.